ACGGCGUGAGGCGGCGCGGAGGUACGAGCCCCCCCGGGAGCGCGGGGGAGGGACGGGAGCGGGGCGGCCCCGCCCGGCCCGGCUCGGCUCGGCCCGGCUCGGUUCGGCUCGGUUCGGCUCGGCUCGGUUCGGUUCAGGCUCCGCUGGGACGCGCCGCCGCCGGCCCCGGCCCGGGAAGAGCGAAGCGCAGCGUCGCGAGGAGCGGGCGCCCCGCGGGACUCGGCCCCGCAGCGGGCCAGGGGCGAGCAGGGCCCAGCGCCGCGGCGGGACCGACCGAGAACCCCCCCCCUCCCUCCAACCCGGGGCCGCCAGCCCCGCUCUAGCCCGGCCCGAAGCAGGAGGAGCUGGGGCAUGGACCUGCGGGCCUAAAGAAAAAAAAACAAACAACAAAACAAGCGGCAGCGAGAAGCGGCGGGGGCGGCCGCCCUGCCCGACCCCCCCUGCGGGCCAUUCGGGCGGGGGUCGGGGCGGGACAUGGGCCCCGCGGCCCUCGGGACAGCGGCAGCCGGCGGGGCCAGCCGCCCGCCCCCCGAGGCCCGGAGCCCGUGAGGAGCGGCGGGGACCCCCCCGCGGCGGGAAAUCCUCCGUGCCCGGAGCCCGGCGGGGCGGUGCGGGGAGCCCCGCCAGCAGCCGGGCCCGCUCCCUGCUCCCCUGCCUUCCCCGGCCGGCCUGCUGGAGCUCCGCACCGCGGCGGAUCGGGGGCUUCGGGAGAUCUUCUCUUCCCCCCCCCCCCCUUCUUCGGCGAACAGCUCGUUUGCUUGUUUUUCCCUUUUUUUUUUUCUGUCUUCUUGUUGUUGGGAGCUUUUCCUGAACAUCCCCCCCCCCCCCCCCCCCCGGCUCCCGUGAUCUGGAUAUUCCGGGCGACUGCAAGAAGAGUUUUUUUUGGAGUUGGUUUGGAUUUGUUUUGAUACUGUUGUGUUGGGGUUUGUUUUGUUUUUUGUGUUUUUUCCUGCGUUUGAACUGAGUUUGUCCUCCGUGCAUGCCUCUUCUGGAGCAAGGCUGGAUCCUGAACCUCGGUGCAUGUGGGGGCCAAAGCCUCGUUCAUGUUCCCGCAGUAAUAGUAAAAUGUAAAUUGGAUAAUACGACUUCUUGCCAAAGGCUCCAAUGAGUGGCACACAGUCCACAAUCACGGACAGGUUUCCUCUGAAAAAACCUACGAGACACGGCAGCAUUCUGAGCAGAGAGUCUCCAGCUGACAAGAAGCAGAAGGUCGAGCGCUGCAGUAGUACCCACGACUUUGAUCCGACAGAUAGCUCCUCCAAGAAGACAAAGUCUAGUUCAGAGGAGAGUAGAUCCGAGACGUAUGGUCUUGUUCAACGGUGUGUUGUUAUCCAACGGGAUGAAAACGGCUUUGGGCUGACAGUCAGUGGAGACAACCCAGUCUUCGUGCAGUCUGUCAAAGAAGAUGGAGCAGCCAUGCGGGCUGGAGUGCAAACAGGUGAUAGAAUUAUCAAGGUGAAUGGCACUCUUGUAACACACUCAAACCAUUUGGAGGUGGUAAAGCUGAUCAAGUCGGGUUCCUAUGUAGCUCUCACUGUCCAGGGGCGACCACCGGGGUCGCCCCAGAUUCCCUUGGCUGAUUCUGAAAUGGAUCUGGUGGCAUUUGGGCAAGUGUCUCGCAUCAUGACCUCCCCCCAUUCGCCUGGCACAUCAGGAAAUGCAGAAAGGAUUACUAGCCCAGUGCUUAUGGGGGAGGAGAAUAAUAUUGUCCACAACCAGAAGGUGGAGAUUCUGAGAAAGAUGCUGCAGAAGGAGCAGGAGAGGCUGCAGUCUCUGCAAGAAGAAUAUAGUCGAUCACCCACCCCACGACUGCUCAAGGAGAUCCAGGAAACAAAGAAGCACAUUCCUCAGUUGCAGGAGCAGUUGUCCAAAGCCACAGGCUGCACUCAGGAUGGAGUCUUGUCCUCCAGGUCUGUGACAGAAUCUCUGCAAAUCAGUGAAGUGGAGGCAGAGAGUGGGGAUUGUGUGAGCAAACUGGAUUACAGUGGUGACAGCCCCUCCCGACCCAACAGUGACAUUGCUGAUAGUCCUCGCAGUGGCCAGAAGGAGCGGAUUUAUCCAGAUGAGAGCCCAGAAAAGACUGAGCUUCAAGAUACUGAUUCCCAGUCCAGUGUUGGAAGUCCUUUAUCCCGAGUGGGACCUCAAAUAAUUGGAGCAGAGGAUGAUGACUUUGACACUGAACAGGAGCAGAUUAAUGGACAAUGCAGCUGUUUCCAAAACAUUGAGCUCCUGAAGUCUCGCCCAGCUCACCUGGCUGUUCUGCUGCAUCAUGUGGUGUCCCAGUUUGAUCCUGCAGCAUUGUUGUGCUACCUUUACACAGACUUGUACAAGCAGACCAACUCCAAAGAGACUCGACGUGUCUUCCUGGAGUUCUACCAGUUCUUCUUGGACCGAGCUGCAAAUCUGAAAGUUCCAGUUCCAGAUGAAAUCUCCUUAGAACUAGACAGAAGAAGGCCUGAACUCCUUCCUGAAGAGCUUCAUCGCCAGUUUAUACAAACUAUGCAAGAUAAAGUCUGUCCAGAAGUUCAAAAGAAUCUGGAAGAUUUCAGGCAGAAACGUAGUAUGGGAUUGACCCUGGCAGAAGGAGAACUAACCAAGCUGGAUGCAGAACGAGUUCGGGACCGGAAUGCGGUGGAGAGGGAAAGAGCAUGUGCAGAGCAGAUUAUUGCUAAAAUUGAGGAAGUCUUGAUGACUUCUCAGCCUUUGGAAGAAGACAAGAGUUCCACAAUGCAGUAUGUGAUUCUUACCUACAUGAAGCACCUGGGAGUCAAAGUCAAAGAACCUCGGAACCUGGAGCAGAAGCGUGGCCGGAUCGGUUUCUUGCCAAAGAUCAAGCAAAGUAUCAAGAAAGAGAAAGAAGGAGAGGAAAAAGGAAAGAGAAGAGGCUUCCCUAAUAUUCUGGGCCCACCAAGGAGACCGAGUCGACAUGAUAGCAGUGCAAUUGGCAGAGCCAUGGAAAUGCAGAAGCCCCGGCACAUGAAGCACGUACCCACAGCCCCCUCUGUCAGCCCAGAGCCACCAGAUGUCAGCAAGAUGCGCCAGAGUGGAUCCUCCAGUGAGGGCACAGAUGCACCAUACCCACCUGCCAACCCAAUGUCUCCUUUGGCAGUGGGUCCCUUUUCCUCUCCAGAAGGAAGCAAGGACAGUGAAACAGGUUUGAAGCAGACUGGAGAAGCUCCACCUGCUAAUGAGUGUGUGGAUGGCACACCCCGCACACCUAAUAACACCUUUGAAUUCCCAUGUCCUUUGGAAAACUUGCAGGAGGAGGACGGAGAAUCCGAGAGAAUGGUUGACAUGGGAACACCAAAGCCUUUUCGCAAGAUGGACAGUGUUGGUUUUGCAGAUGUACAAAGUGAAGAUGAGCUGUAUGAUUUUGACAUGGACAUGGACCCUCCCAACUGGCAGCAACUUGUGAGCCGAGAAGUGUUGAUGGGGCUGAAACCCUAUGAAAUCAAGCGCCAAGAAGUGAUUAAUGAGUUGUUUUACACCGAGAGAGCUCACGUCCGCACGCUGAAGGUUCUGCACAACGUCUUCUACCAGCGUGUCACCCGGGAGGGCAUCCUCAGCUCCAGUGACAAACGGAAAAUCUUUUCCAAUCUGGAGGAUAUCCUUGGGCUUCAUGUUGCAUUGAACGAUCAGAUGAAAGCUGUCCGGAAAAGGAAUGAGACUUCUGUGAUUGGCCAAAUUGGGGAAGACUUGCUUUCCUGGUUUAGUGGACCAGCAGAGGAGAAGCUGAAACAUGCAACUGCCACAUUCUGCAGUAACCAGCCCUUUGCUCUAGAGGUCAUCAAGUCCCGCCAGAAGAAGGACUCUCGCUUCCAGACUUUUGUGCAGGAUGCUGAGAGCAAUCCCCUGUGUCGCCGGCUGCAGCUGAAGGAUAUCAUUCCUAAAGAGAUGCAGAGGUUGACUAAGUACCCUCUGCUGCUGGAUAACAUUGCUAAGUACACAGAACUGCCUGAAGAGAAAGAGAAGGUGAAGCAAGCAGCAGAUCAUUGUCGUCAGAUCCUGAACCAUGUGAACCAGGCUGUCAAAGAGUCUGAGAACAAGCAGCACUUGGAAGAUUAUCAGCGUCGUCUCGACCUCUCCUACUUGAAGUCUGAGGAUCCCAUGAUGGAGGAGUUCAGGAAUUUGGAUCUAACAAAGAGAAAAAUGCUCCAUGAAGGCCCUCUGAUUUGGAAGGUCAAUCGUGACAAAACGAUCGAUCUCUACACUCUGCUUCUGGAGGACAUUCUGGUGCUGUUGCAGAAACAAGAUGAUAAACUCAUCCUGAAGUGUCACAGUAAAAUCUUGGCAUCCACAGCUGAUAGUAAACACAUCUUCAGUCCCAUCAUCAAACUGAACACUGUACUGGUUCGUCAGGUGGCAACAGAUAACAAAGCUUUCUUCGUCAUCUCCAUGUCAGAGAAUGGUGCUCACAUUUAUGAACUGGUGGCACAGACUGUCUCAGAAAAGAAUGUGUGGCAGGACCUUAUAGCUCAGAUGGCAGGGACUGUAAAAAUGGAGAGUACUAGAAGAGUGAUUCCAUUGCCACCACAGUCAGGACCUGGAGAAGAGGAGCGUGAAGAAGAGGAGCACCAGAAGCUCAAAGAGCAGCAUGACAUUCCUGCCAGUAGUCUACAAAGUCCAGAUAAAGAUCUGGGCCUCGAAUCUCCCUUAUUACUAAAUGCUCAGUCUUCUUCACCCAUCAUGUCUGAAAAGUCCAAGGUAGAAAGUCUUCUUGUGGCAGAAAGACAGUUUGACAAAGUGCAGCAGGCAGAGCUGACACUGAAAGAUUCUUCUGCAUGCUACGAGCACCCAACCUCCAGUUUACCUUCUGAAUCAGAAGGGCAGUGGGCUCUGGAUGCACUGAGGAACUUGGGCUUGCUGAAACAGCUGCUGGUGCAGCAGCUUGGCUUUGCUGAGAAGGGGACCCUUGAAGACUGGCAGCGCUUUCCCAGGUUCAGGACCGUUUCUCAAGAAGCCCAAACAGAGAGUGAAAGUGAGCCUGGGCUGCAGCACUCUGACAGGAGCAAAUUUCACCAGCCUGGAGCAGACAGAACACUUCCCAGAACAGGGACUCAGGAAUCCACAGCUGGUUAUGGCCUCCGGACUUCAGCUGAGUCACCAGCUCCAGGGGAUGCCAUGCAGCUGGUCGGGAGAGACCCCGGGUCGAGUAGCAACUUAGCAAUAGACCAGAUGAAUCUGGAGAUCUCGGCCCCAGAGCUGGAAGGGGGGAUGGGUGCUGAUGACAGUGGGGAGCAUUUUUUUGAUGCCCGAGAAGCUCACAGUGAUGAAAAUCCAUCUGAAGGUGAACUCAUGGAAAGGAAGGAGGAAGAGGAUGUGCAAAUACGGAUCUCAGGAAAUUAUUUGAUCCUUGAUGGAUACGGAACAGUGCAGGAGAGCUCCACAGAUGAGGAGGUAUCAUCUCUAGUUCUCCAGUGCACGGCGGGUGGCCGCACCUCUUUGGACUCUGCCCAGCAGCAGCCCCUUUCCCCACGGGACACCCAGUCAGAUGGAGGAAGCUCCCCAUUUGCUGAGGAGAUGAUGGCCUCACGCUGGGGGGCAGUGGAAGAGUCCUGCUCCUUUGCAGCAAGCCCUCCCUUCUCUCUGGAGUCAAGGCUGCAGAUGAUGCGGUAUAUUCAGAAGAUAGAGGAUGACCUUGAAAAGCUAAAGGAGGUUGAGGAAGACUACACCGUGCUGCGACGCCAAGGGCUGGCUGGAUCAGCCUCCACAGGAGAGCACUCAGACAAAAGCUAGUCAUGUUUUCAGAAGUGGCUGAAGACUGGAUGAAGAGUAUCAGGACACAGCACCCGCUGUCUUCCCUGUGGACUCUGAGAUGAGAGGGUUUGAACCAUCCAGACAUGAGCUGUAACUGCAGCAAAGUGGGCAUGGGGUGCUUUUCCUGUGGGGCAUCUGCACUAUCUUGUCAGUGAGGGAGUCUAUUGUAUUUCUGCUCCUCUCCUUGCUACCAGAAAAUUCAUUUUUCAGAACAGAAAAACCAAACCAAAUGUACAGAGCUUUGGGUGUAGGAUAUAAAAAUGUAUUUAGACAUUUAAAAAAAAAAAAUCAUUGUAUUUAUUUGACUUCAUUCCGUGUAUCAAAAGCACAUUUUAAUUUUUUAAUCUGCCUUUUUUUUUUUUUUUUUGUUCUAUUUUGAUUGGGUAGUGACAGUUCUAGCCCUGUGCAUGUAGUACACCCUGCCUGCCACUGCUCCUGAACCAAAUUCAGGGCUGAGGGGGAAGGCUGUGCCUGUGUGCAAGUGCAUCUUGACUUCACUGGACUGGACCCUGCACUCCCUGCUGGGCACUCCAACUGCCAAGAGCUACUUAUGAAGGUGUUAGGAUGACUGGUGGCUGGAACUCUCUGUAGCCAACAAUAGCAUGGGAACUGCUCCUGUCACUACGUGUGGAACAAGAAUUUUCCAUGCACUAAAUAGCCAGGCACUUGAGAUGGGCAAAUUUUCUCUUUCCCAUCUCCCAUUAGGGGUCUCCUUGCUAAAAUGCAAGAUCAGACUGGGAGAGGAGAAAGACAAGUUUAAUUUUUGUCUUGAUUUUGUUGGCUUUGAUCAUUGUCUCCUUUGUAAAGUGAUAAAAAUACUUGGACCUGCAGCACUUUUUGUAACUCUUCUCUGGAUCAAAAAGAAAAAAAAAAAAAAAAGAAAUGCAAACCCAGAAGUGUUUCAAAGAUGUGGGGCCGAUCUGCCCCUGAUUCACUACUGAAUGAAUAAGGGCUGCCAUUUGAGUUAGCCACAGGUACUGCUGAUUAUAGGGCCAGUAAGUUUUAGUACCUGAAAGUAUGUCUUGCUGAGGGCUUGGGGUGGGAUUUGGGGUUUUACUGGGGGCUGGGGUCAGGUUGUUUUGGUUUGUUUUCUUUUUUUAACUGAUUUGUGCCAAUGUGUUCUCACUGAAACAGAGAUGUGCAAAACACCAGGGCUGAAACAGCUUCCAGGGAUUGCUCAGGCCUGUUCUGAUGAGUUUUGUUGUUGGAAUUCCUUCCAGCCUGGGAACAGGAUGGGAACUCUCAGGCUACCAGCAGAGCCAGCACUGGGCAGCCUAAGUGCCCUGGCUCUGAAGUUGGUCCUAGGACAUGCACUUGCUGCUUGGCAUAGGGUGAUUCAAGCUGUCCCCAGUGUCACAGACACCAUAAAUACAACUGCUAGUGGAGAGUGUAGGCAGCCAUUUUUGCACCCCUCUUCCCAGGUUUUAAACUAUUUCAUGCCCCCAAACUGAACAGCAAAACCAGCCAAACCUGUAAACCACAGCAAGCUGUCAGAACUGCUAUGGUUUGCAUCACCCUGUGCAUCAUGGAGUGCUGAGAAUCUGUCUUUGGUCAGCAGAAAGAUCAGACUCCUGCUCCUUCCAACCAAACGGUUCCUCUUUAGCUACUGGCAAGAAAUCAGGUCUGUCCUUUGUCUGCUCACCUAGGAGAAAACCUGUUCUUGUUCUUGCUGUUAGGAAUGUGCAAGGGAUGAGUUCAUGUAAAGAUGAACAGAGGCUGAGCAGAGAUGGUGUUGGGCCUGAUGGGACAGUUGGAGCCCUGAGCCCUCACAGGGCAGGGAGGAGUUUCUCUUGGUGUAGCAGCCACUUGCACAAAGUACCAUUUUUCACCAGCAGAGCAUUUCACUGCCAACACAAGCCAAAGUGUUCUCUUCCAGGCUGGCAGGAGCUUCCUCUUCCUCGGGACUCACCAGGCCCUGGCACGGGUAUGGGUACAUUGUCAGUAGGAGCCCAGCCCUUCCAUUCCCACCAGGGUGGGACCUCCCCUCCUUGCCUUCAGCCACACGGUUAAGCCCCCCAGCUGGGACUCUGCCUCAUGCUGAUGUGGCAUCUCUCACCUGAUCCCACCAGAAAGAGAAGUGGGCCAUGGACAGACUUGGUGUUUGAGGCCCUUUUCCCCUUACAUAAAAGGACCUUUGUUCUCCCCCUCAUCAGACCCCCUGGUCUGCACACUCCAGGAACAGGAGCAGUUGUUAGGACCUUAGCUUUCUAAAAGUUUUCCAGGAGGUUUCCAUGGUUGUUGGAAAAUGAACACUGGAUCAGAGAGAGCCUUAGUCUGGCUCUUCAAGAGUGUGCUGGAAGACCAGAUUUCUGCCUCUGGAGCUGGUGGAGUGGAAUUUUCCACUCCUGGCUGGUGAUUGAUACAUUCCCUUAUUCAGACUGGGUUGCAGAGCAGGAUGAGGUUCUCUGGAUUGUUUGCCCCAGCCCCUACUCCCCAGUGUUUGGUUUGGGGUAUUUUCCUCCCCAAAUGCAAGAUGAGCAAGGGUUUCUUGUCUUGGGAGCCAAGCUGCAGUACAGCAUCCAUUCUUUCCUGUCCUCCUGGGAAGUGAUUUCUGCUGUUAUGGGAUAUAGUUGAUGGACAAGUCACAUGGGUACUUUCUGGAAAGGGAAAUCUCUUCCUUCUGUAGAAGGACAGAAAGAGUAAAUGCAGAGCCUGGUUUGUUGAACAUACCUUGUUUGUAGGGAGGGGAGACUGAACAUCCUAUAGGUGGGAUCAGAAAGAAAGAUGAGGAACAUAAACCACAAGAGCUAAGAAGUCGAGAAGGCUUGGGUCAGCUUUCAGGUAGCACUAUGUCUAUUCCCAGUGUGUCCAUAAAACUGAUUGACAGAUACUGCCCCUGUUACUAGAAGAGGGGUGUGACAUUCAGCAGGUGACCCUUGGUUAUUCUAAUCAGUGCUUGAUGGUAUCUGGUAUUAUUUUCCCCAAAGAAAUUCCUUAAUUCCCUCCCCCCAAAAGGUGCCAACUGACAAGCAGAUGUACUGCAAAAGGGAUACUGCAGCCAAAACACUGCUGUUUUCUUUUGAAUUAAGUCUUGUGGAGCUCUCUUCAUACUAGAAUAUUUUUAUUUUUCUUUGUACAACAUACAAUCAUGUACUCUUAACAGAGAUUUACUUUAAAGAGAAGAAAAGAAUAAAUAAAUCUGGAAGUAUUCUUUAAAAAUACACAAAAAAUCUUUAUUAAUAAUCCUGUAUUUUUACUGAUCAUGUUUGAAUGUCUAAAAAGACUUUAUUGUUCUAAUUAUCCAGAUGUAUGUUUGUAAAAUAGCUCUUUUAUGACUUAGCUGAUAAGGUUGUAUGUUUCUGGAAUUAAAUAUUGGUCACUUAAAAAAAAGAAAUCUGUUUUCAGGAUCUGGGAAAUAGAAAAUUUAAGCGUUUCAAAUAUCAUUAAAUAAGCUUAAAGGAAAAAAA
Molecule: messenger RNA, 9164 nt
Organism: Apus apus (common swift)
Lineage: Eukaryota; Metazoa; Chordata; Aves; Apodiformes; Apodidae
Gene: ARHGEF12
Product: Rho guanine nucleotide exchange factor 12
Exons: 41
Coding region: 1105-5736 (1543 amino acids)
Biological process (GO): G protein-coupled receptor signaling pathway; intracellular signal transduction
Cellular component (GO): cytoplasm
Molecular function (GO): GTPase activator activity; guanyl-nucleotide exchange factor activity; G protein-coupled receptor binding
Source: RefSeq, a predicted model, not a curated record